CAAGAGUUAUAUAAGUGCCCUGCACUUUGGGAACUCUUUACAGUAACACCCAAAGAGUAGAAAGAAAUAUAGAGACACAGUUAGAAAAAGGAAAUAUAGGCUGAGAGAGAACACCAAAAAUCACAAGAAUACUGAUAAUAAGAAUGCUAAAAGUCUAGAAGAAGAAACUUUGGACAGCAAACAGAACAUAACAAUUCAAGGAGGUUAAGCAAACAACAACUAACGUUUUUGUGGCGAUGGAAAAGGAACUGCUAAGCUAUGAAGAAGCCAUUAGGAGGGCAGGUGAUGCUAUUCGUCGCUUUCCUCUAAAAGAUGUUCAAGGUAUCCCUCUCAUGAGCACCAUUGCUGACAACUGGCAAUCAAUCUGGGAAUUUUGUCCUGACCCAUCCGACCUACUCAUCUCUACUUACCCUAAAGCAGGCACAACCUGGACUCAAGAGAUAGUGGAUCUUCUGCUGCACAAUGGAGAUGCUGAGGUGUGCAAGAGAGCGCCAACAGCUGUCCGUAUUCCAUUUCUGGAAAUUUGCGCUCCUCCACCUAUACCAUCAGGGCUUGACUUACUUAGACAGAUGAAACCACCGAGAGUCAUCAAAACUCACUUGCCCAUUCAACUAGUGCCUAAAGGAUUCUGGGAAAAUAAAUGCAAGGUCAUCUAUAUGGCCCGAAAUGCUAAGGAUAACCUUGUAAGCUACUUCUACUUUGAUCGUAUGAAUCUUACCCAGCCAGAGCCAGGACCUUGGGAUGGAUACAUUCACAAGUUCAUGAGGGGGCAAUUAGGAUGGGGCUCUUGGUAUGACCAUGUAAAAGAUUACUGGAAGCAAUGCAAAGAAAAGAAUAUUCUCUACAUUCUCUAUGAGGACAUGAAAGAGAAUCCUCUUAGGGAGAUCAAGAGAAUCAUGCACUAUCUGGACCUGUCUGUUUCUGAGGAUGUCAUAGAAAGGAUUGUGCAGCUGACAUCCUUCCAAGUCAUGAAAGACAAUCCAAUGGCUAACUACUCCUACAUACCAAAACCUGUGUUUGAUCAGUCCAUUUCUGCCUUCAUGAGAAAAGGAGAGGUUGGUGACUGGGUUAACCAUUUCACCCCAGCUCAAUCCAAGAUUUUUGAUGAAGACUACGCAAACCAAAUGAGAGAUGUAGACAUUCCUUUCCGCUUUAGCAUCCCUUAAUAAUCUGUACAACAUUAAAUAUAUAUGCAAUAUCACAUACUACUCAACUAAUCUUUUUGAUUAUAAAAAUAUAUAUCACAGAAAAUAAUCUUUUUUUAAGAGCAAAUUAAAUAUCAGUAUUUCUAUAAAAGUUUUGGCAUAUAUCAGACUUUGAGCAAUAUGCUUUUAGGCCCAGGCAUUUAAACGUUGGAAUGUUGAUAUUAUGCAGAUUCUCUGUAUUGUAAUCUAACAAUAUGUAAUGUUUUAAAUUUACACAAACCAAUAAUAAACUAAUACCAUAAAACAUCA
Megalobrama amblycephala (Wuchang bream) is the source of this 1454-nucleotide messenger RNA. RefSeq names its product sulfotransferase family 1, cytosolic sulfotransferase 6 (gene sult1st6). The transcript is spliced from 8 exons. The record is from RefSeq and is a predicted model, not a curated record. Gene Ontology annotation, molecular function: sulfotransferase activity. Gene Ontology annotation, cellular component: cytoplasm. Bases 237 to 1166 code for a protein of 309 amino acids. NCBI's taxonomy places the organism in Eukaryota, Metazoa, Chordata, Actinopteri, Cypriniformes, Xenocyprididae. Gene Ontology annotation, biological process: sulfation.